This is a messenger RNA of Histoplasma capsulatum G186AR, 702 nucleotides long. Its product is annotated as smr domain-containing protein. The record is from RefSeq and is a predicted model, not a curated record. The transcript is spliced from 4 exons. Lineage: Eukaryota; Fungi; Ascomycota; Eurotiomycetes; Onygenales; Ajellomycetaceae. Bases 1 to 702 code for a protein of 233 amino acids.
AUGUCGCAUCAAAUGGCAUAUCUAGGCCACAGAGCCUUUAAUCAUGACCAAAGCCCAGAUGUAGAGGCAGAAUACGACCGUCUGCGCGAUGCUGCUCGACGCGAAGCUGCGCAGAGAUCCUCCUGUCUCGAGAGGUCUCGGCAGGCAUACGAGAACGGCGAUGGUCGGCUGGCGAAAGAACUGUCCGAGCAGGGCAAGGCGCAUGGCAGGAAGAUGGAGGAAUAUAACAAGCAGGCCUCGGAGUUCAUAUUUCGAGAGAAUAAUGCGCCUGGCCGCGUUGAUUCCGAUACCAUUGACCUCCAUGGCCAGUUUGUGGAGGAGGCAGAAGAUAUUUUGGAAGAGAGGAUAAAAUAUGCACGGCAGCAUGGCCAGACGCAUCUCCACGUGAUUGUCGGGAAGGGUAACCACUCCGUUAACCAUGUUCAAAAGAUCAAGCCUCGAGUGGAGCAAGUUUGCCGCAAUCUGGGCUUGCAGUAUGCAACUGAGGAUAAUGCUGGACGAAUCUAUGUCAAUCUGACGGGUGGACCAGCGCAUAUGCCCGCAACCCAUCCUCAACACGCGCCACACCAGCAACAGCCCCAUCAACCUAACCACCAACCCCAGCAAAAUGAUCAAAGACCUGACGAGCUUCAGCAAGUGGUUAAUAAGGUUGUUCCUCGCAUCAUUCGCAGAUUGGAGAAGGCUUGCUGCGUGGUUAUGUGA